UACUAUAAGCACAGGGGGAAAAAAGUGCUGGAGCAUGAUGUGUACAUAUGAUGCCCCCUUCACAUUUCUGACUGCCCCCUCAUAUAUGCCUGCCUACAACCGGCCCUGGUAAACCUCCUACACCCAAACAUGUAAAAGUGAAACUUAAGUUAAAGACCUCGUUGGAUCUCUGGAAUACACAACCAAAUUCCGCCUACAGCGCGGUAAAUUAAGGAGCAACAGCACCGUUCGUGUAAAGCAGGGAAGCUGUGGUUCAGAGGAGCAGAGAAUCAUUUUACCUGAAACAUGUCUUCAUCUGUAUCAUCUACGACGGGAGGUGUGGUGGUGGUCACCCAUGUACACCCAACGCCUCAGAGUGCUGAACCCACACAUCCUGUGGGCAUCCAGAAGUUCAGCAAGGGCCGGCCGAUGGCGCUUGGGACAGUUCAGAUCAUGAUCGGCCUGAUGAUUCUGCUGUUGGGGAUCGUUAUGGCGAUUAAUGCAGACACACUGGGAGUUUUCAGCGGCUUUUUCGUCUGGGGAGCUUUGAUUUACAUCACAGCUGGAUCUCUGACAGUGGCUGCUGGGAAAUCUCUGAACCGCUGUCGGGUGAUCGCCGCUCUGGUUUUUAGUGUCAUUGCAGCAGUUGCUGGCUGUGCUGCGGUCAUCCUCUACUCUCUGGAUGCUGUUAUUUGGAUGCCAUGCUAUCACUAUAGCUAUGGUUCCAGGAGUUGCCACUCAUCACAGACUCUAAGCAAGGGGGUUUCGGGGGUCUUGGCUGUUUUCCAUUUGUUGGCGCUCAUUGUUUCAAUCACCGUCGCAGCAUUUUGCUGCAACGCCACUUGCAACUGCGGUGAACAGGAAUCAUCGUACGUUCUUGUAACUACAAAUACUUCCGUGACUUCACAGGCUCCACCCAGUGCACCUCUCUACACAGACCAACAUCUACACCCAGAGGAAUCAAGAGACCCCACUCUGGCUCCGCCUCCACCCUACACCACUGUCGUCAACUGAAGAGUCUGUCCAAACUGACCAUCCUGUAUCAAAAUGCUCUUUUAAUGUUGACUGGAACCUAAUAUAAGAUGAGAAUCUAAAUUCAAUGUGUCAUUCAUAACCUGACAUUUGUAAAAUGUGACAUAAGACACGUGA
Molecule: messenger RNA, 1128 nt
Organism: Lates calcarifer (barramundi perch)
Lineage: Eukaryota; Metazoa; Chordata; Actinopteri; Centropomidae
Product: membrane-spanning 4-domains subfamily A member 4D-like
Exons: 8
Coding region: 286-993 (235 amino acids)
Cellular component (GO): membrane
Source: RefSeq, a predicted model, not a curated record